This is a messenger RNA of Mesocestoides corti, 1098 nucleotides long. NCBI's taxonomy places the organism in Eukaryota, Metazoa, Platyhelminthes, Cestoda, Cyclophyllidea, Mesocestoididae. The record is from the annotation of a GenBank genome assembly.
AUGAGCGAGCAACAAUAUGCACGGAAAGCUCUCGAGGAGGUGGUAAGGCUAGCAGAUGAGAAGAUUUUCGCCACCGAAGAAAUUGUACUAAAAAAAGACGAAGAUUUCUCUGAAUUCGCGCGAUCAUGCGAAGAAACCGUCAAGGAAUUAGACCAAUACUUUAUUUCAAUUAUGCGUCAGCUGGAAAAGUGGAAGCACGUAUUUAUUCAAGUACGUUUUCGCUUCGAUUUUAACCUGAGUUGUCAGGAAUUGCAGGCUAGCACCUCUGCUGCCGGUUCAGAGUUCCAUAAGCGGACGGCUCAAAUAAAUGAGCUAGUAGGUAGGCUUCGUGAAUUGCGUGACGCGUCCGCCCAUAUCCUGGGAACAGGACAAUUUAACAACUCCGACCUCGUUUUUGAGGUACACGGAUGUAUUUUCAACAUCAAUCAGGCAUUGGAGAAUGUAACUGAGUUUUUGGCCGAAUGUGUACCACUGAAGUUUGUCGGGAAGCUAAACUUUGAGUCAGUUCAAAAGUCAGACGUUGGCACAAUGGAAAGGUUGGCAGACAUUAACUACGCUGAGAUACUUCCAAGCAAACUACCAAAAAUAAAGUUAGGCCAGCUAUUUCACUUGGACUUUCGGAUUUCCAAAAGGUACUGCGAGGCUGCCAAACGAUUCAUCACUUAUUCAGUAACCAAAGACGACGCUCAAUAUCAAAAGGUCUGCGCAUAUUUACAUGACAAUAAGAAUGGUUCGUAUGCUCUCAGUUUCCCAAUCACAGCCAUUAUACCCCAUACCGUGCAUAUUUGUUAUCUGGGCGAACACAUUCGCAACAGCCCUUACACAAUCGUCUUCAAGGUGGGACAAAACCAGGGCCCAAAUACAGUCGGGGUUGGUGGACAGACCUCUGUCACUGGAUAUGUUGGUUCAUCAAAGGAGAUAAUGGGGGACGGGGCAAAUAAUUCGAUCAGAUUAACAGGCAAGGCAGACGAGGAAAAUCGACGAAACAAGUGGAGUGGCAGCUCAACAGACAGUUCCCAGCAAAACAAUAACUGGCAUCCAGUGAUGGGCAUUAAUAACUCGCCAGAACCAAACCACAAUUCAGACUCCACGAUGUAA